AGAUAGCAAGGUUAAGGGCAGAGCAAUGAGGCCAUUUGAGAAUCAUAUAGACCCUGAGAAACAUGAGCAACUGAGACGUGCCAAAAUAGAUGCUGAGAAUAAAGUGAAGAGGAUUUUGAAGCUGGCAAAGGGCAUAAAUAGCAACAAAGAAGGGAACCUGAAGAAGGAAAUAAUUCAUCUAGUUGAAGAAUUCCACCAGCAUUAUGAAUCACUCUACUCUCUCUAUGAUGACCUUCGAGCCGAGGCCAAGAGCAACGUCCGUGGCAGCAGAGACGACAGCUCUUCUUCUCCUCCUUCAGAUUCAGAGGUAUUCUAUUCUCCCUUGGAAGUGAUCCAUAAAAACACCAGUGGAAUCGUGCACACGGAUGAUGAGACAUCGGAUGUGGAAGACACGAUCCUCAAGGAUAAACUGACCUCGUCUAGUGAAAUAAAAGAGAUGAGCAACUUCUUCAAGGAUUUGAGGGUUCCAGACGAGGAGCCGAGACAUAGCAAGGGAUCAGAGGGCGACGUUGCGCGUCUCAAGUUUGAGAUUGCAAAUCUGUCCUCACAGAGUAAGCAAUGGCAAGAGGAGUCAAGCGAGGCUAUGCAGCUGAAACGGAGAAUCUCAAGACUUAAGGGCCAAGUCUCUCAGCUCGAAUCCAUGUGCAAAGACAAGGAAUGCCUGCAGCAUGAGAAGGAUGAGCUGGAGGAAAGGCUCAUGAGUGAAACCAAAGAGAGGUCUAUUGAAGUGGAGGGCCUAAUCGAGCAAGUCGACUGCCUGCAUCAGGAGCUGGUGUCUGUCACCACUCGGAAUGUUGAAUUGGAGCUGGAACUCUGUGGGAACAAAUACGUGAACCGGUCAUUGAGCAGGAGCGGGGAGCGGGAGCAGAUAGCCAAAUCGAAGCAAGAAUCCAAUCAAUCUGGGGUUGAAACGCAUGAGCUGCUGAGGAAGAUAUCUCAGCUGCAGACGUCUCUUUUGCUUAACGAGAGGAAGCUAACAGCGCAGGAGAAGAAGUUGAAGCAGAGCGAAGACACUUCGUCUGCUCUGAUCAAAUCCUUGAACCAAAAGGUGAAGACUCAGCAGAGCAAGAUGGAGGCCUUACUCAAGGAGAAAGUAGGCUUGCAGAUGGAAUUGGCGAUGCUGAAAAAGGACAAACAGCGAGUUAUGAUGGAUCUCGAGAAAGAGAAGCAAGAGGCUUUGCUCAUCAAAUCAAAGAUGGACAGAAAGAACACUGAGCUGACUAAAAAGAUUUCUGAUCAGCAGAAGACACUGCUGGAGUUGGGGGAUGUCGUGACCAAGACGCGAUCAGGGUACAUGAAAUCACACCCCAACUACCAAAUGAUGGAGCACAAGAUAGAAGAGAUGGCAGAGGAUUUCAGGAGGCAGUUUGAUGAUAAGUACCGAGCCAUGAGCCGUAGGAUAAGGGCUGCAGAGAAGCAGCAUGUCGAGAACAAAGAGUGGUACCUGAAGACGAAUGAGGAGUUCAAGCAAGAAAACAAGGCUAAACAAGGGAACAUAGAAACGGGACUGAGAAACGUGAAGGACGUUGCGCUGACAGCAAGUGAUGUGCUCGUUGCACUGGACACUGUAGUGGUCAAGUUUGAGGAAUGCAACGAUAACAUGCUGACGAAGAUAUCUAAGACGUCGUGUGAGGUGAACUGCGCGAAGGAAUGGGUGAGGAGGAAGAACAAGGCGCUAGUGCAGGUGAAGCAUGACCUAGACGAAUUGCUGUUCCAGCUGGACGACAAGGAGGGGGAGAUAUCGGUGUUCAGGGACCGGGUUUGGAAGCUGGAAAACAAGAUGAGGCAAUUGGAGAAAUGGAUCAGAGAGAAAGAUGAGGGGAUGAUAGAGCUUAGAGAGGAGAAGAGAGAGGCAAUAAGGCAGCUGUGUGUUUGGAUUGAUUAUCACCGUUGUAGAACGGAUUAUUACAAGAAAAUGGUGAAAAGGAUGCCGGAGAUGAAUCAACAACAUCGUAGGAUGGUGUCUUGACAACGUUGUCUACACACACUUUCAGCCAUUUCUGCU
Messenger RNA from Salvia splendens (bonfire salvia), 2005 nucleotides. RefSeq names its product COP1-interactive protein 1. NCBI's taxonomy places the organism in Eukaryota, Viridiplantae, Streptophyta, Magnoliopsida, Lamiales, Lamiaceae. The record is from RefSeq and is a predicted model, not a curated record. Gene Ontology annotation, cellular component: cytoskeleton. Gene Ontology annotation, molecular function: actin binding; structural constituent of cytoskeleton. The transcript is spliced from 2 exons. Bases 26 to 1969 code for a protein of 647 amino acids.